Messenger RNA from Puma concolor (puma), 2154 nucleotides. RefSeq names its product NFKB inhibitor zeta (gene NFKBIZ). Gene Ontology annotation, cellular component: nucleus. The record is from RefSeq and is a predicted model, not a curated record. Lineage: Eukaryota; Metazoa; Chordata; Mammalia; Carnivora; Felidae. Gene Ontology annotation, biological process: regulation of gene expression. Gene Ontology annotation, molecular function: POU domain binding; DNA binding.
AUGAUCGUGGACAAGCUGCUGGACGACAGCCGCGGCGGAGAGGGGUUGCUGGACGCGGCCGGCGACGGUGGCCUCAUGACCAGCCCGCUGAACCUGGCCUACUUCUACGGCGCAUCGUCCCCGGCCGCGGCCCCGGGCGCCUGCGACGCCAUCUGCUCGUCGUCGGGGCCCUCCGCGCCCGGCUCGCCCGGCUCGGACUCCUCCGACUUCUCCUCCGCCUCGUCCGUGUCCUCCUGCGGGGCCGUGGAGUCCCGGCCGAGAGGUGGCGCGCGCGCCGAGCGGCUGCAAGUUGAGCCCCAUAUGGGGGUUGGAAGGCAGCAGAGAGGACCCUUUCAAGGUGUUCGUGUGAAGAACUCAGUGAAGGAACUCCUGUUGCAUAUCCGAAGUCAUAAACAGAAGGCUUCUGGCCAAGCUGUGGAUGAUUUUAAGACCCAAAGUGUGAACAGAGAGCAAUUCACAGAAUUGAAGAACACAGUAUCAUAUAGUGGAAAAAGGAAAGGACCUGAUUCAUUGUCUGAUGGACCAGUUUGCAAAAGGCCAGCUUUAUUACAUACCCAGUUUUUGACACCACCUCAAACACCAACACCCGCAGAGAGCAUGGAAGAUGCUCAUCACAGUGAAUCCAAACAGGACAGCAGUGCUGAUCUGCUUCAGAACAUAAUCAACAUUAAGAAUGAAUGCAGCCCGGUUUCCCUGAAUACUGUCCAAGUUAGUUGGAUGAGCCCUGUGGUGGUCCCUCAGGGCUCUCCCCAAGAACAGUGUCAGGACUUCCACAGAGGGCAGGUCUUCUCGCCACCUCAGAAACACCAACCAUUCCAAGUCAGCAGCUCCCCACACAUGGUGGAUCAGACGUCCCUGUACCAGUAUUCUCCACAGAGCCAGAACUUGCAGCCACAGCAUUACACCCACAACCCAACUCUGGAAUACAGUCCUUAUUCCAGAACGUCCCAGUCCCCCAAUUAUGAACCAAACCUCUUUGAUGGUCAAGAACCACAGUUCUGCCCAGAUCAAAGUUUUGCAUCCCUUCUGAGUAGUCAGGAAUCUGAGAAUAUUGCUGUUCCCAUUCAGAAUUCCCCCAGUGUUCAGCAACAGAAUGACUCACACCUGCAGAACUUCAACAUGAUGCCACAUGGCGCCUGUGAGGCCAUGAUGGGGCAUGACGCAGGCUCUACCCCUUUAGGCACUUCACUGCCAUUCCCAAACAUCAUCGGAAAUCCAAUGAACACCACACAGUUAGGGAAGUCAUUUUUCCAGUGGCAAGUAGAACAGGAAGAAAGCAAAUUGGCAAAUAUCUCUCAAGAUCAGUUUCUUUCAAAGGAUGCAGAUGGUGACACGUUCCUCCAUAUUGCCGUCGCCCAAGGGAGAAGGGCACUUUCCUAUGUCCUCGCAAGAAAGAUGAAUGCGCUUCAUAUGUUGGAUAUUAAAGAGCACAAUGGACAGAGCGCCUUUCAGGUGGCAGUGGCUGCCAAUCAGCAUCUCAUUGUGCAGGAUCUGGUGAACCUUGGGGCCCAGGUGAACACAACCGACUGCUGGGGAAGAACCCCUCUGCAUGUCUGUGCUGAGAAAGGUCACUCUCAGGUGCUUCAGGCAAUUCAGAAGGGAGCAGUGAAGAGCAAUCAGUUUUUGGAUCUUGAGGCAACUAACUAUGAUGGCCUGACUCCUUUACACUGUGCGGUCAUGGCCCACAAUGCGGUGGUGCAUGAACUGCAGAGAAAUCAACAGCCCCAUUCACCUGAAGUUCAGGAGCUUUUGCUGAAGAAUAAGAGUCUGGUUGACACCAUUAAAUGUCUGAUUCAAAUGGGAGCAGCAGUGGAAGCAAAGGAUCGUAAAAGUGGUCGCACAGCCUUGCAUUUGGCAGCUGAAGAAGCAAACUUGGAACUCAUUCGCCUUUUUCUGGAGCUGCCCAGUUGCCUGUCUUUUGUGAAUGCGAAGGCUUACAAUGGAAACACUGCCCUCCAUGUUGCUGCCAGCCUUCAGUAUCGGGUGACACAGUUGGAUGCAGUCCGCCUGUUGAUGAGGAAGGGAGCAGACCCAAGUACUCGGAACUUGGAGAAUGAACAGCCAGUGCAUUUGGUUCCUGAUGGCCCUGUGGGGGAACAGAUCCGACGUAUCCUGAAGGGAAAGUCCAUUCAGCAGAGAGCUCCACCGUAUUAG